CUACCUGAGCUUGGGCCCUGGGGACAGAGGAGGAGGGAACAAGGGUAGACAGCCUCACUGAGCUGUCUACCUAGGGGGGGUUCAACUCAUAUGGACAAGGCCAAUGGUUCUGCUGGAAGCUCCGGAGGUCCCUGGUGGGUGACCUGCAACCAGCAUCCCUGCUCCAGAGGAGGAUGAAUUAAUUGAACCAUAUCAAGAUCCGUUCACAAGAGUGGUCACUGUUAAAGUUCUACCAAGGACAGAGACUCGCCCUCUUGUCGUUUACAGUGCAUAUUUAGCUCUUAGCUUGCAGGCAUCUAACGUAAGCACACAGGGUCAUUUGUAUAAACAUACUGACUGAGUGGAUGCUUCUUGAUCCUUGACUCCUGUCAGCCGAGAGGAGUUUCCCAUGGGGCUUUAGAAAAGACCAGUCAAUCUUGGAUACCUGGUGUUUGCAGAUCUGUCGUGCUCCGGACUGAGUGCAGGCGAGCUCACAUUGUGGCCUCUGUUGAACGAAGUGGAUAUAUCUGUUCUUAAGAGAGGUGCAACAGUUGAUGUCUUUAGCUGGAAACUCUGCUUUAUGAGGUCUCAAGUAAGCACAUUGCUGCUUCACUGCACAGGAAUGUCCUGUCAUGGUGUGUCUGGCAGGGGCAACAAGAGAAGGAAAGUGUGUCUCUUAGAGCACUAACAUAGUUCGACUACUCUGACUGCAAAUAGUCAAUCUUGUGAGAUUUUCCAACCUAUUCAGUGUCCCAGAUGUGGUGGGAAGGAGUCCAAAGACAGCAUUUUCCUCCAUCACUGUUGCAGCCCGGAAUGUUUUACCAUCACUUUCCACCUCUGAGGACCCUGUGUAUCCAUCAUCUCCAGUAAAGGGAUCAACUUGCCAAACCUACCAGAAACAUUUUGGAGAGGAACCUUAUUUUUACCCACGAGCACAAUGAGAGUCUCAAAGCCCCAACCGGACGUGGGCAAACAGAAACCUACAAUUGUGACACCAAAUGAGGUCAGACCAUCUUUCUCACCAGCAGAUGGAUUCCUAGUGAGAGAUCCAGCAAGGAGGAAUGCACAAGUUGUACAACACAGACUGAGCUACACAGAGGGUGACUUAAAGCGAGAUGUAUUAGGUGGCUCAUUAAUGAACCUGUCCUCACUGCCUUCCUACCGGUCUUAUAUCCAUCGUGAAGUGCCUCUAAGGUCCACUAGCUCUGUUGUGUUUUUAGACAAGUCACUUUCCAUUUCCCUUGUGGAACUAGAGGGAAGAGGAGCAGGUCAACCUGCGUUGUACAGAUCCACCUUGUCUGUUCGCAUUGGUGUCGCAUCCUGCUGCAGAUCCUCCACAGAUACCAGACCAGCCAAAACCAAAAGGGUUUACGGGAGACCCAGAGCCUCAAUGCUGGACAGUAACAAGCCCAAUGGCCAAGACAGGGGUUUGGGUCACUGCAUCAGCCCUCUAUCAAAGCAGCAGGGCCACAAGGUUGAGCUAACAGCGCACGCUAAUGGUUAUACCAACAAGGCUGAUGAUUCAGACACACAGCACCACAACUCUGCUUUGGGAUUAUUGUCAUUCAGAGGGCCAAGCCCCUCAUACACAAAGGCUGGCAGGAAAAAGGGGAAUGCAGAUGAGGCAGCCUUCCCUUCCCAGAGCAAUUUCAGGCUCAGGCAGCCUACUUUCAAUAUUGGCCCAGUGGACUCAGGGAGCAAGCAUACAGUGACGGACAUCAGAGAAGAACAUGGGACACCCAAGACUCUCAGCCUCAAAGAGGCUUUGGAGCUCUUCAGGCCUGACUUCAUCGGCCGAUCUCAGGGUCGAGUGAAGAGGUUGGAGCAGAGAUCCAGGAGAAGGAGAGUGCUGCAGGACUCCAAUCCAGACCUGGUGCAGGGCCUCGGGGAGGAUCAGGGCAAACUGAAGAGGAACUGCACCACACCCGAUCCACUUAGUGAUAACCUUUUCAAGCCCAGGGAGAGGUCUAUAUCAGGCAGAGAGAUGCAGCUGAGGUCCAGACGGAUUUACAACAAGCUGCCAGAGGUGACAAGGAAAAAGGAGGAGGAGAAAAAGAGGGUUGUGUCACAGACCAACAGAUUGCGAGCAGAGGUCUUUAAAAAGUUCUGCGAAGGAGAGAGAACCUUGUUUCGUCGUUGGCCUCCCAUCUGCCUCAAGGCCUCUGGAACCUCCCAUCCGGAACAGUGGAAUUCCAAGCUAAUCGAACUCAGGAGACGCGCAGCGCCUGUGAAAGGGGCCUUUGUCACAGCACUCCAAACGAGGGAUGACAUUGUAAUAAGAGAGGAGACUUCUGAGCACAGCUUGGGACCACAAGUCCACAUGUAGCCUGUAGAGGUGACUGACAUCUUAAGCAGAGUCUGCAGGGAGGAGGAGAUAACAGGGGAAGGGCAUGUGCCGCGGGUCUCAGACAAACACACUCUGUUGUGGCAGACUGUUGGUGAGUGGAUCGCUCGGGAGUUUAAUACUGAAUGCGUUUUAAACCCCAAACAAAAUGUCAGCUUAAAUGUUGAAUCAACUUAGAAUUUGAUUUUUUGCUGCUGUGUUUUAACUUCCCUUUACUGUCAAUUAUGGUCCAUAGCAAGCAACAUAAUGUAUGUACUGUAAAAUAGUGCUGCUACUUACUGACUUUACUGAUGCCUACGUUACCAGCAAGGCCAUUCAAAAAGUGUAAUCCACAUGGGAGAAUUGCCCCCAUGCCAUGUAGCCCAUGCUCCAGAUGAUGACCACAGACUGACAUGCAGUUGUAUGCAAGAAAUAAAGGACUCCUGUCAGUCAUCCUCUCUCUCUCUC
Messenger RNA from Scophthalmus maximus (turbot), 2770 nucleotides. RefSeq lists its product as uncharacterized. Lineage: Eukaryota; Metazoa; Chordata; Actinopteri; Pleuronectiformes; Scophthalmidae. The transcript is spliced from 7 exons. Gene Ontology annotation, biological process: regulation of centriole replication. Gene Ontology annotation, cellular component: centriole; cytosol; centrosome. The record is from RefSeq and is a predicted model, not a curated record. The coding region runs from base 917 to 2305 and encodes 462 amino acids.